Messenger RNA from Caenorhabditis bovis, 231 nucleotides. The record is from the annotation of a GenBank genome assembly. Lineage: Eukaryota; Metazoa; Nematoda; Chromadorea; Rhabditida; Rhabditidae.
AUGGGAACAUUACAUUUAUACAAUAUGCUGUCCGACGAGCAAAUCCGUGUCGUUCUGUUGCAUGAAUACAAGUUGACGCGUUGCGCCGAAGUCGCCUAUCACAAUAUUUCGUUGGUUUGGGGUCCGGACGCGGUGGCGUUUGGCGACGUUCAAGCAUGGUUUCGCAAAUUCGCCAACGGUGAUAUGAGUCUGGAAAAUGAGCCGAACGAUUUCCGAACGUACGAAAUCUAA